Molecule: messenger RNA, 694 nt
Organism: Gorilla gorilla gorilla (western lowland gorilla)
Lineage: Eukaryota; Metazoa; Chordata; Mammalia; Primates; Hominidae
Gene: MGP
Product: matrix Gla protein
Exons: 4
Coding region: 135-446 (103 amino acids)
Biological process (GO): regulation of bone mineralization
Cellular component (GO): extracellular region
Molecular function (GO): calcium ion binding
Source: RefSeq, a predicted model, not a curated record
CUCCCACUGGUUCCUCCCCUCUCAACUGCUCUGGUUCUUAUAAAAACCUCACAGCCUUCCACUAACAUCCCGUAGGAGCCUCUCUCCCUACUGCUGCUACACAAGACCCUGAGACUGACCCGCAGGAAGAAACCAUGAAGAGCCUGAUCCUUCUUGCCAUCCUGGCCGCCUUAGCGGUAGUAACUCUGUGUUAUGAAUCACAUGAAAGCAUGGAAUCUUAUGAACUUAAUCCCUUCAUUAACAGGAGACAUGCAAAUACCUUCAUAUCCCCUCAGCAGAGAUGGAGAGCUAAAGUCCAAGAGAGGAUCCGAGAACGCUCUAAGCCUGUCCACGAGCUCAAUAGGGAAGCCUGUGAUGACUACAGACUUUGCGAACGCUACGCCAUGGUUUAUGGAUACAAUGCUGCCUAUAAUCGCUACUUCAGGAAGCGCCGAGGGGCCAAAUGAGAUUGGGGAAAGAAAAAAAAUCUCUUUUUUUCUGGAGGCUGGCACCUGAUUUUGUAUCCCCUUGUAGCAGCAUUACUGAAAUACAUAGACUUAUAUACAAUGCUUGUUUCCUGUAUAUUCUCUUGUCUGGCGGCACCCCUUUUUCCCGCCCCCAGAUUGAUAAGUAAUGAAAGUGCACUGCAGUGAGGGUCAAAGGAGAGUCAACGUAUGUGAUUGUUCCAUAAUAAACUUCUGCUGUGAUACUUUCA